AGAGGGCUACGAUGGUCCCGCGGAGUCAGACGGGCUGGCUGGGCCCGCUGGCUUUUUGUCUGCUUAUCGCAGGCAUCGAGACCAUAUCCAAGAAUUUCGUCAACAGCUCCAUGCCCGAAAUGAGGCCAACCUUUGUUGUCAAUUUUGACAUGGCCACCGUCAUUUGUCAGCACAGUGCCGAAUCAACAGAUCUGCACCUACACGAAAUCAGUGUACUAUGUGACGGCAAAAACGACUGCUACCAAAACCCGGCCAUGCAUGAUGAAAGUUUUCCUUACUGUGAAAGGAAAUGCAACUCGACGUGCAGCGAUCGUGGUGCUUGCCUCUAUGAUGGUCAAAAACCGCAAUGCUACUGUAAUUCCGGAUUCUCAGGGCCAAUGUGUGAAAUUGUCGACAAAAACGAAUGCCUGGAUAAGCCGUGUCAUUGGCUGGCCCACUGCCAAAACACCCUAGGAUCCUACGAAUGUGCAUGUUUUCCAGGAUUUCAUGGUGACGGCUAUCAUUGCGCAGAUAUUGAUGAGUGUUCAAUGAGCAAAUACACUUGCCCCGAGAAUUCCGUAUGUGUCAAUUUACCAGGAACCUAUUUCUGUAAUUGUACCGAAGGCUUCGCACCGAAGGGACUUCCACUGGAAAAAUGUGCUGAUAUCAAUGAAUGUGAGAUGAAUCUGCACAAUUGUGGAGAAAGUCAAAUGUGUCAGAAUACGAUUGGCGGGUACAACUGCGUCGACCGCUGCUCGCAAGGCUACGAAUAUUUGGAUGGCGAAUGCGUGGACAUAGAUGAAUGCCGUCUUGAAAAUGUGUGUGAUCCUCGUGCACAAUGUAUCAAUACUCCCGGAGGAUUCCAAUGCAGCUGCGAUGCCGGACUAACCGGAGAUGGACAUUACUGCGAACCGAUCACUGACUGCAGCCAACAGGAGGAUAUCUGUGACCGACACGCGUUUUGCAUCAAAUCGCUGAAGUUGUGCCUUUGCCAGACCGGCUACGUUGGCGAUGGCAUUACCUGUAAUGAUGUAAACGAAUGUGCAACAGUGGAAAGCCCAUGUGCAAAUCAAACUGGUCAUCGCUGUGUGAACAUCAAUGGCGGCUACAUCUGUUGUGAUGAAGAUGUCGACGAUGAUCGAUGUAUCAAAGAAAAAGGCGCCUUCUGUGCGGGUGGAUGUGGAUUGCAUGCGGUAUGUUACAAUCAAACUUGCCAAUGUAUGGAGGGAUUCGUUGGAGAUCCACACACAAGAUGUAUAGAUGUGAACGAAUGCGAAUCAGACAACAUGUGCGCUGGAGUGGGUGAAUGGUGUGUGAACAAAAUGGGAGGCCAUCUAUGCUGCUCUUCGGAAAGCGAGGAACCCGAAUGCCAGGUUUGGUACACUUCAUAUAGUGAACUGUCUGCACUACUCGUUUUUCUGUUCUUCUUCCACGCCACGCAUCCAGCACUCACAACAUUUGUGGAGGCAUUCAAUCAUUCUGUUGCUCUUCCACAAUAUAUUAAUGGGUGCUAA
Haemonchus placei is the source of this 1493-nucleotide messenger RNA. Lineage: Eukaryota; Metazoa; Nematoda; Chromadorea; Rhabditida; Trichostrongylidae. The record is from the annotation of a GenBank genome assembly.